GGAUCAUCUCACAUACCUCUCGCUAUAGACUCUCGCUCCUGGGACGCUCUGGCGCAGCCUCUUCUCGAUCUCAGCCCUCGGUUUAGUAGCAGCGUGCAUCUACGCGCGCUGAACAAGAAGAACAGCUCGCCUUGCACCCUCGUGCAACACCACAGCAACUCGGACGGCUACAAUGGACGCACACGUCGCCAGCCUUGCUGGGCUCUUCCAGGUGACGCUGCAGCCUGACCCAGGUGCCCGCAAGGCGGCCGAGGCGCAGAUCACCGCCGCACAAAGUCAGCCCGGCUUUCCGCAGCUACUGCUGUCGCUCAUUGAGCAUAACAGCAGCAGUAGCAUCCCCCUGCCAACGCGUCUGGCCGCUGCGAUCAACCUGAAGAACCUCUGCAAGAACGGGUGGGCAGACUCGGACGACCACGAAGGCGUUAUCGCAGAGGCCGACAAGCAAACCGUCAGGCUGCAGGUACUUCCAUUGCUGUUUCGCCUCGCUUCCUCACAAGCACAGGCGCAAACGCAGGGGAGCCUCGUCGGACUGCGCACACAGCUCAGAGAGGCAGUAGCGCACAUCGCAGAGCACGACUUUCCACAGCGAUGGCCCUCGCUCAUCGAGGAGCUCGUGUCGCGGCUGAAUGAACAGGACCACAGCGUACUAAUGACCGUCCUGCAAACCUCACACAGCAUAUUCCGAAGAUGGCGAUCUGCAUUCCGGACCGACGCACUCUGGACGCAGAUCAACCUCGUUCUCGGCGUAUACGCUGAGCCUUUCCUUCAGCUUCUUCAACGCACCGAUGCGACACUGAAUGAUGCAGAAACCCCUUCCGCCUCGAUCCUUCCUCUCACAUCGGCACUCAGCGUCGAGAUACAAAUCUUCUACGACCUUUCCGUUCAGGAUCUGCCACCGCACUUUGAAGACAACCUUGACGAAGUCAUCGUCCCCAUUCUAAUGCGCUGGCUGAGCUUCUCGAGGCCCGAGCUCGCCUUUGCGCCGGACGACGACAGCACCGAAGCAGGACCUCUGGAAAAAGUACGCGCCGGUGUGUGUGAGGUUGGUGAGCUGUACGCGCAAAAGUACCCGGAGGAGUUCUCCAAGCACCUCGGGCCGUUCGUCCAAGCCGUUUGGCAGAUGCUCGGCACCUGCGGCCAGGGAGAGCGCUACGACGUGCUCGUGGCCAAGGCGACGGGCUUGCUCAGCACAAUCGUGCGCAUGGGCAGUCAAAAGGUGAUGUUCGAGGCAGAGGACACGCUGCGGCAGUUUGUCACUGCCAUCAUCCUCCCAAACGCACAGCUGCGCGAGUCGGACGAAGAACUGUUUGAGGACAACCCGAUAGAGUACAUCCGCCGCGACCUCGAAACGAGUGCAGAGAAUGACACGCGCCGCAAAGCCUCCUCGGACUUUACGCGCGCGCUGAUGCAGCAUUUCGGGCAGACCGUCACGGGCGUCAUGGAGCAGUACAUUGCCCAGUUCCUUGCCGAGUACCGCGCCGACCCGGUACAGAACUGGAAGCAAAAAGACACGGCCAUCUACCUGCUCACUUCGAUCGCCGUUGGCGGCUCCACAGCGCAACACGGUGUUUCGUCCGUCAAUGCGCUGAUCGACGUUGUCAAGUUCUUCUCGGACAAUGUCUUUGCAGACCUGCAAGCCAGCUCGACCGACGUGGCAAACCCUAUCCUGCAGGUCGAUGCCAUCAAGUUCCUCCACACGUUUCGAAAUCAGCUAACCAAGGAACAGCUCCUCAGCGUCCUCCCGCUGCUUGUCCAGCACCUCGAAAGCGGCAACUACGUGACGUGCUCGUACGCCGCCAUCACUAUCGAGCGCAUCCUCUUCCUCAAGACGUCCGGCUCUACCUCGCAGCCGCUCUUCUCGCCUGCGGACGUCCAGCCAUUCUCCGAGACGAUCCUCAUGGCGUGCUUCCGCACAAUCAUGGCCGGCGGUACGCCGGAGAAGAUCGCAGAGAAUGACUACCUGAUGAAGUGCGUCAUGCGCCUCAUCAUGACUAGUCGCCACACCCUUGCACCCUUCCAUUCUCCCAUUCUUCAGCAGCUCACCAACGUUCUCGCCGAGAUUUCCAAGAACCCAAGCAACCCCAAGUUCAACCAGUUUGUCUUUGAGAGCAUUUCUGCCCUCAUUCGGUUCGUUGUCGCAGCCGACGCGUCAACGCUGAGCAGCUGCGAGCAGUCGCUCUUUGGGCCAUUCACGACGAUCUUGCAAAGCGAUGUGGUCGAGUUCGUGCCCUUUGUCUUCCAGAUCCUCGCGCAGAUGCUCGAGCAGCACACCUCGUCGGACCUACCCGAGGCGUACGUGGACCUCCUCCCACCGCUGCUGACCGCCACGCUGUGGCAGCAGCGCGGCAACGUACCUGCACUGGUGCGCCUCUUUCAGAGCUUCUUGGCGAGAGGGGCGCAGCAGAUGGUGGCCAAUGGCCAGAUCACUCCCGUCAUGGGCAUCUACCAGCAGCUCAUCAACAGUCGCAUCAACGAUCUGUAUGGCUUUGGGCUACUCCAGUCCGUCUUUGAGCACAUCCCUGAGACCGCCAUUGCUCAGUAUCGCAAGCCAGUGCUCACACUCAUGCUGACGCGCAUGCAAACAGGCCGCACAGAUAAGUUUGUGAAGGGCUUCGUCUACUUUGUCAGCUACCUCGCUUGCAUUCAAAAGCAAGAAUACCCGCAGGCAGUUGUAUCUGCCUUUGACGAGGUGCAACCUGGUCUGUUUUCACAGCUACUGCAAGGCAUCAUCGCACCAGAGCUCGCGCAGAUCCCACAAACGCAACGAAGAGUCGUGUUCGCUGGAAUUACCCGGCUGAUCACGGAGGCGCCCGCAAUGCUGCAAGCACCCAAUGUCACUAGCCUUCCAUCGCUACUGCGCACCCUCCUCCCAGGGAUUCUGCGACCAUCGGACGCGAUCGUUGAGCAGGAUGAACAGGAUGACAUGGCUGCGUUCGACUUGGAAGAGUUUGGAUUCCAGACGUCUUUCUCGCAGCUCGCAGCAUCGCAACCGCCGCGCAAAGAUCCAUCUAGUUUUGCGGGAGGUGAUUUAAAGGCGUAUCUGCUACGACAGCUUGCUGCCGCCUGCAUGGGGCAUCCAAAUGUGCUUAAGUCUGCGGUAGAAGCAGCAAAUUCCGAAUUGGCGGCGCAACUAGUCCAAGAAAUGCAGCAAGCUGGCCUCAGCUUGGCAUGAUGUUCGAAUGCAUAUCUGCUACAUAGACUACUAAAAUGCGAUAUUUCG
Messenger RNA from Tilletiaria anomala UBC 951, 3220 nucleotides. Its product is annotated as putative CSE1-nuclear envelope protein that mediates the nuclear export of importin alpha. Gene Ontology annotation, biological process: protein import into nucleus; protein export from nucleus. The coding region runs from base 173 to 3172 and encodes 999 amino acids. Lineage: Eukaryota; Fungi; Basidiomycota; Exobasidiomycetes; Georgefischeriales; Tilletiariaceae. The record is from RefSeq and is a predicted model, not a curated record. Gene Ontology annotation, cellular component: nuclear envelope; cytosol. The transcript has 6 exons. Gene Ontology annotation, molecular function: nuclear export signal receptor activity; small GTPase binding.